Molecule: messenger RNA, 1508 nt
Organism: Heterocephalus glaber (naked mole-rat)
Lineage: Eukaryota; Metazoa; Chordata; Mammalia; Rodentia; Bathyergidae
Gene: Ovca2
Product: OVCA2 serine hydrolase domain containing
Biological process (GO): response to retinoic acid
Cellular component (GO): nucleus; cytoplasm
Molecular function (GO): hydrolase activity
Source: RefSeq, a predicted model, not a curated record
UGUUAGUUCCCUCCCUUUUUCUGGCCACGCCCCAGCCCUUCCUGUUGUCAUGGCAACGUCCACUCCUCUGAGGCCCGCCUUCAAGAUGGUGCCGGCGUUUGAUCCCGCCUCUCACACAUUCUACUUCCGCUCCGGGAAAGACCGCUUCCGGUUUCUACGGCGCACGCUGGCGGGCAAUAUGGCGGCGCGGCAGCCCCUACGGGUCUUGUGCCUGGCUGGCUUCCGGCAGAGUGAGCGCGGCUUCCGCGAGAAGACUGGGGCGUUGAGGAAGGCGCUGCGGGGCCGCGCGGAGCUCGUGUGUCUUAGUGGUCCCCACCCAGUCCCUGAUGCAGCGGGCCCCGAGGGCUCCGGUCCAGACUCGGGGACCUGUCCCCCGGAGGAGCAGCCUCGAGGCUGGUGGUUUUCGGAGGAGGCAGACGUUUUCAAUGCCCUAGAAGAGCCCACAGCAUGCAGGGGCCUGGAACAAGCCCUGGGGACAGUGGCACAGGCACUCGACGAGCUGGGGCCUUUUGAUGGAUUCCUGGGCUUCAGCCAGGGGGCUGCACUAGCAGCCCUUGUGUGUGCCUUGGGUGAGGCUGGUGAUCUGCGCUUCCCCUUGCCUCGAUUUAUCAUCCUCAUCUCUGGUUUCUGUCCCCGGGGCCUUGGCCUCAAAGAACCUGUCAUGCAGAGCCCCUUGUCACUGCCUUCGCUCCAUGUUUUUGGGGAUACUGAUCGAGUCAUCCCCUCUCAGGAGAGUAUGCGACUGGCUAGCCUAUUCCCUGGAGCCAUCACUCUAACCCACUCUGGUGGCCACUUUGUUCCAGCAGCUGCACCCCAGCGCCAGGCCUACCUCAAGUUCCUGGACCAGUUUGCAGAGUGAAAGAUCAACAAACACCUCUGCCCUUGCAUCCUCCCACCUUGGGGCAGCCUCUGUGAUGUAUUCUGAGCACCCUAGGGCCUCCCCUGGGACCUUCGGUGCUGUGCUGACAUGCUGCUCCUCAUAACCAGUUAAGGACAACUAUCCAUUCUCAGGACUACUUAAUGACUCCUGGAGGAAAAAGGAAGCAGGCGGCUUUAAUGGAUUUUGGUUUCUAAUACUAAAACAUGAAAAGGGCUGGAUGUGGUGAGAUGCUUUAAUGCCAGUACUCUGGGAGGCUGAGGCAGUAGGAUUCCCAAGAGUUUGAGGCCAACCUGGAGCUCAUAGUUCAAGGCCUGUCUGAACUACAUAGUGAGACCCUGUCUCAAAAAGGAAAAAAGAAAGAAAUUGAAGGAAGCCUUAGUGGCUGAAUCAUAAAGAAUUUACAUCUGAGUUUGGGAGGAAGAGAUCAUCUGGCAAGGCUCUACCUGACUUCCUCCAUCCUGAUCGCUGAGUUCUGUUCCCAUCUUCCCUCAUUCUCUGCCAUGCGUUCUGCUUUCUCUUGCAUAACUGCCCUACCCCUGUGAACUAUGACUUUGAAGUGUGGGAUGAUGCCAGACCUUGGGCAGGGGCCAAAGUACACUGAAUAAACUGCCUCUUCCUAACUUCCUAA